AGGGCCCGGCCGGGGCGCGGAUGCCGGGCGGCUGCGCGCACGGGGAGCUGCGCGUCCGCUCCUCCCCGCCGCGGCCACCAUGGCCAGUGGCAGGCGCCAGGGCUGCGAGGACGAGGAAACUCUGAAGAAGUUGCUCGUCAGGCUGAACAAUGUGCAGGAAGGGAAGCAGAUAGACACGCUGGUGCAGACCCUGGAGGACUUGCUGGUGUUCACCUUCUCCGAGCGCGCCUCCAACUUGUUUGAAGGCAAAAACUUCCACGUGCCUCUGCUGAUCGUCCUGGACUCCUACAUGAGAGUGGCCAGCGUGCAGCAGGUGGGUUGGUCACUCCUAUGCAGGUUAAUAGAGGUCUGCCCAGGUACGAUGCAAAGCUUGAUGGGCCCGCAGGAUAUCGGGAAUGACUGGGAAGUCCUCGGGGUACACCAACUGAUACUUAAAAUGCUAACAGUUCAUCACACCAAUGUAAACCUGUCAACGGUUGGACUCAAGGCCUUAGAUCUCCUCCUCGCUUCAGGAAAAAUCACGCUGCUGAUACUGCAUGAAGACAGUGAUAUUUUCUUGUUAAUUUUUGAUGCCAUGAACAUGUUUUCAAGCAAUGAUGAAGUCCAGAAACUGGGAUGCAAAGCUUUACAUGUGCUGUUUGAAACUGUUUCUGAGGAACAACUGACCGAAUUUGUUGAGAACAAAGAUUAUAUGAUACUGCUAAAUGCACUAAACAAUUUUAAAGCUGAAGAGGAAAUUGUGCUUCAUGUACUGCACUGUUUGCAUUCCCUAGCAGCCUCCUGCAAUAAUGUUGAAGUCCUCAUGAGUGGCAACGUCAGAUGUUACAAUAUUGUUGUGGAAGCGAUGAAAACAUUCCCUGUCAAUGAAAAAAUUCAAGAAGUGAGCUGCUGCUUGCUGCACAAGCUUACGCUGGGCAAUUUUUUCAAUAUCCUGGUAUUAAAUGAGGUCCACGUGUUCGUGGUGAAAGCCGUGCAGCAGUACCCGGAGAACGCAGAGCUGCAGACCUCGGCUCUGAGCUGCUUAGCACUCCUCACUGAGACCAUUUUCUUAAAUCAAGACUUAGAGGAGAGGAAUGAGAACCAGGAGAAUGAGGAGGAGGAAGAGGGGGAAGAGAAACUGUUUUGGCUGGAAGCCUGUUACAGGGCACUAACGUGGCACAGGAAGAACCAGCGCGUGCAGGAGGCUGCAUGCUGGGCACUCGCUAACCUCCUCAUGUACCAGAACAGCUUACACCAGAAGAUUGGAGAUGAAGAUGGCCAGUUCCCCGCCCACAGGGAGGUGAUGCUGGCCAUGCUCAUGCACGCGUCCUCCCGGGAAGUCCUCCGCGCGUCUGCAGCCGCGCUGUGCACGCUCUUGGAGCAGAAUGUUAAUUUCAGAAAAAUCCUGUUGUCCAAGGGAAUAUACCUGAACGUGCUGGAGCUCAUGCAGAGGCACAAACAUUCUCCCGAAGUGGCUGAGAGCGGCUGUAAAAUGCUGAACCAUCUUUUUGAAGGAAGCAAUGCUUCCUUGGAUACAGUGGAAGGGUUGGUCCCCAAAAUAAUAACAGUUAUGAAAAACCACGAGACGUCAUUGCCAGUACAGCUGGAGGCGCUGCGAGCUAUUUUACAUUUUAUAGUGCCAGGUAUGCCAGAAGAAUCCAGAGAUGAAUCUCAACGUAAACUGAAUAUGCUUAGGAAACAGUGUGUAAAGAAUGAUAUUCACAAACUGGUCCUAGCGGCUUUGAACAGGUUCACUGGAAAUCCUGCGAUUCAGAAAUGUGGGUUAAAAGUCAUGUCUUCCAUUGCACAUUUCCCCGAGGCACUGGAGCUGCUAUCCCUGGGCGGGGCCCUUGAUUUAGUGCUUCACACUCUGCAGAUGUAUCCAGAUGACCAAGAAAUCCAGUGCCUGGGUUUAGGUCUCAUAGGAUGCUUGAUUCCAAAGAAGAAUUUGUGCCUAAAAGCUGCGCAUCUGGUGGCCAAAAUUCUGGUUCACAGUUUACAGCGAUUUAAAGAUGCUGCUGAAGUCCAGAUUAAGGGAUUCCAGACAAUCCUGGCAAUUCUUGAAUUGUCAGCAUCUUUUUCCAAUCUGCUGGUGCACCAUUCGUUUGAUGCAGUAAUAUUCCAUCAGUUGUCUUCCGGCAUCACUGAGCAGAAGGAUCGACAGUUUCUGAGCCUCUGCUGCAAGUGCCUUGCGAAGUUAGCUGUGGAUGAGGAGUCAAAGAGCAUGAUGCUGAGGAGAGCCUGCGACCAGAGCAGCAGCGUCAUGGUGGAGUGCCUGCUCCUGCUGGGCGCUGACGCCAAUCAAGCAAAGGAGACGACACCUCUGAUCUGCCAGGUAUGUGAGAAAGAGAGCAGUCCCAAACUGGUGGAACUGCUUCUCAACAGCGGAUCCCGUGAGCAAGACGUGAGGAAAGCGCUGGAAAUAAGCAUCCGGAGGGGCGACAGCCAGGUCAUAGGCUUACUCCUGAGGAGGCUUGCCCUGGAUCAGGCCAACAACAGUAUCUGCCUGGGAGGAUUUGGAAUAGGAAAGAUCGAGCCUUCCUGGCUUGCACCUUUAUUUCCAGAUAAGACAUCUCAUUUAAGGAAACAGACAAAUAUAGGAUCUAUGCUAGCAAGAAUGGUGCUCAGAUACCAGAUGAAAAGUGCUAAUGAAGAAGGGACAGCCACAGGCAAUGACGGGAACUUUCCUGAAGAUGUACUUGAUAAAUUUGAUGAAUGGACCUUCAUCCCAGAUUCUUCUGUGGACAGUGUGUUUGGUCAGAGUGAUGACCUGGACAGUGAAGGAAGUGAAGGUUCGUUUUUUGUGAAAAAGAAAUCAAAUUCAAUUAAUGUAGCAGAAUUUUGCCGAGACCCCGUGUUGCAGCGCUGCUCUCCAAAUUUGCAGAGACAUUCCACUUCAUUGGGGCCUGUUUUUGAUCAUGAAGAUUUCCUGAGGAGAAGAAGAAAACUAUUGUCCUCAGAUGAUUCACUCAGGUCCUCCAAACUUCAGCCCCAUGUGAGGCAUUCAGACAGCGCCUCUUCCACGGCUGGGGAGAGAGAGCACAUCACGUCCCUCGACCUUUCCGCCAAUGAGCUCCGAGACGUGGACGCCCUGGGCCAGAAGUGCUGCAUCAGCGGCCACCUGGAGCACGUGCAGCGGCUGGAGCUCCAGCAGAACGCGCUGGCCAGCUUCCCGAAGCUGCUGUGCGAGACUCUGAAGUGCUUGACACAUCUGGAUUUACAUAGUAAUAAAUUCACAUCGUUUCCUUCCUGCUUGUUGAAAAUGAGUUGCAUCUCCAACCUUGACGUCUCUCGAAAUGACAUUGGACCCUCCAUGGGUGUAGAUGGCUCGGUGAAGUGUCCCACCCUGAGGCAGCUGAACCUGUCUUACAAUCAGCUGUCUUCUGUUCCUGAAACCCUUCCGGUGGUGGUGGAGAGGUUGGAGCAGCUCAUUUUAGAAGGUUUAGCUACUAUGCCUUUCUUGCCUUCUUCCAUAACAAGCCUAAAGUUAUCUCAAAACAAAUUUACAUGCAUUCCAGAUGCCAUUUUAAAUCUACCACACUUACGGUCCUUAGAUAUGAGCAGCAAUGAUAUUGAAUAUCUGCCCAGUCCUGCAAACUGGAAAUCUCUGAACUUAAGAGAGCUCUUAUUUAGCUACAAUCAGAUCAGCGUCUUGGACUUGAGUGAAAAAGCAUGUACAUGGUCCAGAGUAGAGAAACUGCAUCUUUCUCAUAAUAAACUGAAAGAGAUUCCUCCUGAGAUUGGCUGUCUUGAAAAUCUGACCUCUCUUGAUGUUAGCUACAACCCAGAACUGAGAUCCUUUCCCAAUGAAAUGGGGAAAUUGAGCAAAAUAUGGGACCUCCCCCUGGAUGAGCUGCACCUUAACUUUGACUAUAAGCACAUCGGAUGCAAAGCCAAGGACAUCAUAAGGUUUCUUCAGCAGCGGUUGAAAAAAGCCGUGCCCUACAAUCGGAUGAAACUUAUGAUCGUGGGCAACACCGGGAGUGGUAAGACCACAUUAUUACAGCAACUGAUGAAAAUCAAGAAGUGUGACCUUGGGCUGCCGGGUGCCACGGUGGGCAUCGAUGUGAGAGACUGGCCUAUCCAGAUAAAAGGCAAGAAGAAGAGAGACCUUGUUCUCAAUGUGUGGGAUUUCGCAGGUCGUGAGGAAUUCUACAGUACUCAUCCCCACUUUAUGACCCAGAGAGCCUUGUACCUCGCAGUCUAUGACCUCAGCAAAGGGCAGGCGGAAGUGGACGCCAUGAAGCCCUGGCUCUUCAACAUAAAGGCACGCGCUUCCUCCUCCCCCGUCAUUCUUGUGGGCACGCAUCUGGACGUUUCCGAUGAGAAGCAGCACAAAGCCUGCGUGAGUAAAAUCACCAAGGAACUCCUGAACAAGCGAGGUUUUCCUGCGAUUCGAAAUUAUCUCUUUGUGAACGCUACUGAGGAGUCCGACGCUUUGGCAAAGCUCCGGAAAACCAUCAUCAACGAGAGUCUUAAUUUCAAGAUCAGGGAUCAGCCUGUUGUGGGGCAGCUAAUUCCAGAUUGCUACGUAGAACUUGAGAAAAUCAUUUUAAUGGAGCGUAAAAACGUGCCAAUUGAAUUUCCUGUAAUUGACCGGAAACGAUUGUUACAACUGGUAAAGGAAAAUCAGCUACAAUUAGAUGAAAAUGAGCUUCCUCAUGCCGUUCAUUUCCUAAAUGAAUCAGGAGUUCUUCUUCAUUUCCAAGAUCCUGCACUGCAGUUAAGCGACUUGUAUUUUGUGGACCCCAAGUGGCUUUGUAAAGUCAUGGCACAGAUUCUGACAGUAAAAGUAGAAGACUGUCCAAAGCACCCUAAGGGGAUCAUUUCACGCAGAGACGUGGAGAAGUUUCUUUCAAAGAAGAGGCGAUUUCCAAAGAACUAUAUGACGCAGUACUUUAAACUCCUAGAGAAAUUUCAGAUUGCCUUGCCAAUAGGAGAAGAGAAUUUGCUGGUUCCAAGCAGUUUGUCUGACCACAGUCCUGUGAUAGAGCUUCCCCAUUGUGAGAACUCGGAAAUUAUCAUUCGACUAUACGAGAUGCCUUAUUUUCCAAUGGGAUUUUGGUCAAGAUUAAUCAAUCGGCUACUUGAAAUUUCACCUUACAUGCUUUCAGGAAGAGAACGAGUUCUUCGCCCAAACAGAAUGUACUGGCGACAGGGCAUCUACUUGAAUUGGUCUCCUGAAGCUUACUGUCUGGUAGGAUCUGUGGUCUUAGGCAAUCAACAAGAGAGUUUCUUAAAAAUUACAGUUCCUUCUUGUAGAAAAGGCUGCAUUCUUUUGGGCCAAGUUGUGGACCAUAUUGAUUCUCUCAUGGAGGAAUGGUUUCCUGGUUUACUGGAGAUCGAUAUUUGUGGUGAGGGAGAAACUCUGCUGAAGAAAUGGGCACUCUAUAGUUUUAACGAUGGUGAAGAACAUCACAAAAUCUUGCUUGAUGACCUGAUGAAGAAAGCAGAAGAAGGGGACCUUCUGGUAAAUCCAGACCAGCCAAGACUCAAAAUUCCUAUAUCUCAGAUUGCUCCUGACCUGGUUUUGGCUGACCUGCCUAGAAAUAUUAUGUUGAACAAUGAUGGAUUGGAAUUUGAGCAAGCUCCGGAAUUCCUUUUAGGUGAUGGCAGUUUUGGAUCAGUCUAUCGAGCAGCCUAUGAAGGAGAGGAAGUGGCUGUGAAGAUUUUUAAUAAACAUACAUCACUCAGGCUAUUGAGACAAGAGCUGGUGGUGCUCUGCCACCUUCACCACCCCAGCUUGAUAUCUCUGCUGGCUGCUGGGAUUCGUCCCCGGAUGCUGGUGAUGGAGCUGGCCUCCAAGGGUUCCCUGGAUGGCCUGCUCCAGCAGGACAAGGCCAGCCUCACCCGGACCCUGCAGCACAGGAUUGCGCUCCACGUGGCUGAUGGCUUGAGAUACCUCCACUCAGCCAUGAUUAUCUACCGGGACCUGAAACCCCACAAUGUGCUGCUGUUCACCCUGUAUCCCAACGCUGCCAUCAUCGCCAAGAUUGCUGACUACGGGAUUGCGCAGUACUGCUGCAGGAUGGGCAUCAAGACGUCGGAGGGCACGCCAGGGUUCCGUGCUCCUGAAGUUGCCAGAGGAAACGUCAUUUAUAACCAACAAGCUGAUGUUUAUUCAUUUGGUUUACUACUCUAUGACAUUUUGACAACUGGAGGUAGAAUAGUAGAGGGCUUGAAGUUUCCAAAUGAGUUUGAUGAAUUAGCAAUACAAGGAAAACUACCUGAUCCAGUUAGAGAAUAUGGGUGUGCUCCGUGGCCUAAGGUUGAGAAGUUAAUUAAGAAGUGUCUGAAAGAAAAUCCUCAAGAAAGGCCUACUUCUGCCCAGGUCUUUGAUAUUUUGAACUCAGCUGAGUUAAUCUGUCUUAUGAGACAUAUUUUAAUACCCGAAAACAUCAUUGCUGAAUGCAUGGUUUCUACGAAUCCUAACAGCAAGAAUGCGAAGAUUUGGCUGGGCUGUGGGCACAGCGACAAAGGGCAGCUCCACUGUAUUGACUUAAACACUGAAGGACACACUUUGGAGGAGGUGGCUGACAGCAGAAUACUGUGCUUGGCUGUGGUACACCUUCCUGCGGAGAAGGAGAGCUGGGUUGUGUCUGGGACACAGUCUGGUGCUCUCCUGGUCAUGAGCACGGAUGACGGGAUGAAGAGGCAUGCCCUUGAGAAGAUGACAGAUUCGGUUACCUGUUUGUACUGCAGCUCUUUCUCCAAGCAAAGCAAGCAAAAUUUUCUUUUGGUGGGAACUGCCAAUGGCAACUUAGCGAUUUUUGAAGACAAAACUGUUAAGUGUGAAGGCGCCAGGCCCCUGAAGACUCUGAACAUAGGGACUGUCAGCACGCCGCUGAUGUGUCUGAGUGAAUCCAUGAAUUCCAGUGAGAGGAAUAUCAUGUGGGGAGGAUGUGGCACCAAGAUUUUCUCAUUUUCGAAUGACCUCAUCAUUCAGAAGCUCAUUGAGACGAAGACAAAUCAGCUGUUUUCUUAUGCAGCUUUCAGUGACUCCAACAUAAUAGCUGUGGUGGUAGACACAGCUCUCUACAUAGCGAAGAAAAACAGCCCUGUGGUGGAAGUGUGGGACAGGAAGGCGGAGAAGCUCUGUGAGCUCAUAGACUGCGUGCACUUGCUGAAGGAAGUAGUGGUCACAACCAGCCAGGACUCGAAACACAAACUGUCCUAUUCUGGGAGAGUGAAGGCUCUGUGCCUUCAGAGGAAUACGGCCCUCUGGGUAGGAACUGGAGGAGGCCACAUUUUACUCCUCGAGCUUUCCACUCGGCGAGUCAUACGUGUAAUCGACAACUUCUGUGGUUCUGUGAGAGUCAUGAUGACUGCACAGCUAGGAAGCCUUAAAAAUGCCAUGCUGGUUUUGGGAUACAACCGGAAAAGUACUGAAGGCAUAAAUCACCAAAAAGAGAUACAAUCUUGCUUGUCAAUUUGGGACAUCAACCUUCCACAUGAAGUGCAAAAUUUAGAAAAACACAUUGAAAUGCGACAAGAAUUAGCUGAAAAAAUGAGAAGAACAUCUGUUGAAUAACAGAGACGUCAGAAACUGUCCUUUUUGGGUGGGAAAAUUGCUCCUUGAAAAUACUUCUUUCACAAUAUUUACGUUGAAAGGGAAGCUUCUUUUCGAAGUUGCUCUUGUGUAUAUGAAGGAAUGUUUAUGUGUUUAUUUUUAAAUUAAAUAUAUGUAAAAUAGUUAUCAGUGAAGAUGUAUUCCAAGAAACUAUUUAAAAUGCAUGAGUUCUAUUGCCUGUAUGCCCUAAUUAAUUUGGUGAAUUAAUUAAAGUAAAUCUAUAAAGUA
Molecule: messenger RNA, 7777 nt
Organism: Octodon degus (degu)
Lineage: Eukaryota; Metazoa; Chordata; Mammalia; Rodentia; Octodontidae
Gene: Lrrk2
Product: leucine rich repeat kinase 2
Exons: 50
Coding region: 80-7510 (2476 amino acids)
Biological process (GO): protein phosphorylation
Molecular function (GO): protein binding; ATP binding; protein kinase activity
Source: RefSeq, a predicted model, not a curated record